UACAGUUAGAAUGUAUGCAUAUAUACUAUAAUGUGAUAUUAAUAUAAAGUUUUAAUUGAAAUACUUUGUUGAUAGUGUUUAGUAACAAACUUUAUAUUAUUUUACACUAUUUUUUUAAUGUAAAAAUCCGUUUAAUUAAAGUUUAAAUUUAUAAUUAUACAUGGUAUAAAAUAUAAUUAUAUGAUUAAUAUUACAAAGAAGUGAAAUGAAAUAACCAUACUGAUAUUUAUUUUCCAGUAAAAAAUUUUUUUACUUAAACUUUCAAGUGAUUGAAUCUUUUCAGUCAUUAAUUAUGAAGGAAUUGGAUGAAUCAACUAUCACAUCAAUUUUAUCUUCAUCUUUUUCACCAUGUUCACCUAAUGAAAUAGCGAUACGACCUGGAGAUUGUGUAGAGGGAGGAGUUGAAGAGUGGUUAGAAGAUGAAGCAUUACCAGGAUUUCGCGUUUGGCAACUUGCUGGCAUAAUUCUUUCUAUUUUACUUAGUGUACUGAUUGGACUUUGUUGUUGCAUCCGAUUCAGAAUACCGCGAACUAAACAAGAAAUAGAAGCUGAUUAUAUUCGAAAAAAAAUAACGGAGAGUUUCAGACAAGAAUUAUCUAAAAUCAGUAACACAGAAAUGGAUGAUAUGAAUCUGAAGAAAGCAUUGAAUAAAAUCCAAAAUAAAUUUGAUAUGGAAAUUCAAGAAGUACAAAAGGAUCAUCAAGAAACAACAUAUAAAAAUGUGCAACACGGAUUACGAUCAAGAUUCAAUGCAAUGUUUGGUGGAAUUCAUUUCUCUAAACAAGAAUACCCAAGUGGUGACAGUAUAAUUUAGUGAAUUUACAAAUAAGUAUAUCAUUAUAAAAUUAGCAUUAUUAAAUAACAUAUUUACAAUUAUAGUUAAUUUUUUAAAAUAGUAAUAUUAUU
Frieseomelitta varia is the source of this 906-nucleotide messenger RNA. Its product is annotated as transmembrane inner ear expressed protein. Lineage: Eukaryota; Metazoa; Arthropoda; Insecta; Hymenoptera; Apidae. The record is from RefSeq and is a predicted model, not a curated record. Bases 293 to 814 code for a protein of 173 amino acids. The transcript has 2 exons.